Molecule: messenger RNA, 4234 nt
Organism: Cyclopterus lumpus (lumpfish)
Lineage: Eukaryota; Metazoa; Chordata; Actinopteri; Perciformes; Cyclopteridae
Gene: ric8b
Product: RIC8 guanine nucleotide exchange factor B
Exons: 10
Coding region: 146-1768 (540 amino acids)
Biological process (GO): G protein-coupled receptor signaling pathway
Cellular component (GO): cytoplasm; plasma membrane
Molecular function (GO): guanyl-nucleotide exchange factor activity; G-protein alpha-subunit binding
Source: RefSeq, a predicted model, not a curated record
GAGGGAGUUUCCUUGUUGACAGAAGCAGACCUCACUGACACCCUGCUGCCUGCUAGCUAUAUAGCUAGAUAGCUAGAUAGCUAGAGAGCUGCACCCAUUGGCCACGUCCCAAUUAAUCUAACUCCUCUAUCCUCCGAUAUCCACCAUGGACUUGAACACUAUGUUGCCACAGCUUGAAACUGCCGACGAGAAGGACAUCGAGAAGUUUCUGCGGCAAUAUAUUCGAGAGAACAGUCACACCUUCAGUUUUGACCAGAAGGAAGAAUCCCUGCGCAGUAAGCUGUGCCAGAGUGUGUUGUCAGUUCUCGGGAGGCGGGUGAAGCCUAGCUGUCAGAAGACAUGUCUGGAGACGCUCCGCAUCCUGUCCAGAGACAAGCGUGUCCUCGCGCCGGUAGCCACCAGGGAGGGCAUGCUGAUCUUGGGAGCGAUGGCGAGGCUGAGUGCUGGAGAGGAAGGCGAUGACAACCAAAACAUCUCUCAAGAAGACGACCUGUCAGAGGAGGAGGAGAGGGUGGUGGUGGAGGCCUUGAAGUGCCUUUGCAAUGUGGUGUACAAUAGUCCUGCUGCUCAGCAGGUUAGUGUAGACGUGCAGCUGGUUCAUGGGCUUUGUGCCACCCUGUGUACAGCCCGUACAUGGCACCAUGAAGUGGGCCUCUUCACACUGCGCCUUCUCUUCUUGGUGUCUGCACUAAGACCUGAUGUGAGAGGGGUUUUGAGGAGAGAACGGCAUGCUGUGAGACUACUGACGGAGGUCCUGGAGCACACCCUGGAUGUGAGCUGGGUUGGUCCCUAUGAAGCUGCUCCUCCAGAUCCACAGGCUCUGCCCAUGCCUGCAGAGGACAAUGAGAGAGCAAUGGAGGCGCUCAAAGCCUUGUUCAACCUCACACUGUCUGACACUGGUGGUGAGGAGGAUGACCACCAUUUCCGACUUAUCGCUGCCAUCUUGCGCCAUCUGUUGAUGCUGAAGACUGAGACCGAGGAGAAAACGGAGGAAGCACACAGCCAUGCCAUCAACCUGCUGAAUAACCUGCCUGUGUCCUGCCUGGAUGUGUUAAUCGACGUGCCUGUCCAGGGCGGACUAGAGAUAUAUGGUGGGAAAAAUAUGGAUGCAGUCCAGAUGUUAAUAGACUUCAUGGAGAAAAGGAUGGACAAGCAGGGCUCCAACUACAAAGAAGGUUUGACUCCGGUGCUCAGCCUUUUGACUGAAGGAUCCAGGCACCACAGGGAGAUCCGCAGAUGUAUCAAAGCUCAGGUUCUUCCCCCGCUGAAAGAAGUAAAGGUCAGGCCAGAGAUCGGCACCACCACCAGAAACAAGCUGGUUCGCCUCAUGACGCAUGUUGACAUGGGUGUGAAGCAGACGGCUGCAGAGUUUCUCUUUGUCCUCUGCAAAGAAAGCGUGGACAACCUGUUGAAGUACACAGGAUAUGGAAACGCAGCAGGACUCCUGGUGGCUCGAGGACUUCUCGCAGGAGGGAGAGGAGAGACUCAGUACUCCGAAGAUGAAGACUCCGAUACAGAGGAAUACAAAUCUGCUAAACCAUUCAUUAAUCCUAUCACCGGUCAUGUGGAGGAGCCGAUGCCGAACCCCAUCGAAGAGAUGACCGAAGAGCAGAAGGAGUACGAAGCCCAGAAACUUGUCAAUAUGUUUGACAAGUUGUCAAGGCAGAACGUGAUCCGGCCAAUGGGGGUCAGGCCUGACGGGACGUUAGCGCCUCUUGAAGAAACUCUCUGUGAUCCAGCUGAGGACUCAGGAUCAGACUCUGACUAGUGCACUUCACAUGUAGGCCACAUUUUCCAGGAUAAGCCCACUAGGCCCAAGCACAUCUGGAGCUGUGUCCUAUUUCAUGGUUUGGACCUUUUGAAGGAAGGUGUCCAGACUCGGUCUACUGCUUCUGGGCAAAAAUAGCAUACGUCAGUCAAAAGAUCCACACGCUGUACCGAUACCUCCCAAUAAAUUAUACUCUAUUAACUUAAACAUGCAGAUAUCAGUACAAUGUGUGGAUCUAUAGUCGGUGACCCCGAAUAGUCCACGAUUCGUUCUAAGGAGCCUGGAGCCGUCGUAGUGAUGGGAAAUGUGGUAAUGACUCAGAGUAGCGUUCAUAAAAAACAGAACAUAGCACUAUUACUAACGAUUCUCUAAAAACAGCUGGAAAACAGCCAUGUGCGGCGUGCGUUUCUCUCCCGCUGACUGUCUCUUCACUUCUCUGUCUUCUCAAUUCUGUUUGUGGAUUGCCACAAUGGAGAAAAAUAAAUUAGGUGCGAAAGUUCUGUUUUCAACCACGAAAAGGCAAGCAGGAUACACUAUAUUUCUAUAGAUGCAUAAUAGAUACAUUUAAACAGAGUGGGGUCAAUAAGCAAGACAAGAAAUGCAUGAUUCUACAAUCAGACUAAAGAGUUUAUUUGACUGACAACCUUAGACGACUCUUCCUGAAAACCAAAGUAAUGCGGGAAUUUACUAUCCGCUUUUUUAACUCCUAUGCCUAAAGUCGCCCUAAAUUGAGGAGUCUAUUACUGUCAGCUGUAACAAGAUUUGUGAUACCUGAAUUCACAUUUGAAAGUUUUUGUGUACAAAAUGUGGCACAACUGGCAAGUAGUGAAUCAGAUUGAUGAUAAAUGUAUCCAUGUAACUUCUAGUCAUCUGCAAGUUUAAGUUGGGUCUAGUUCAAGCAAUGUAUAUUAUGUCGGCCCGUUAUUACGUAUUCAGUCUAGAAAUGUGACUUCUGGUGAUCCAGCUCUGAACUGGGACACAGCUCAUCAUGUCCCAGGACGCAUUAGAGGCCCUGUUGCAGCAGUGAGACAUUCCCUGAAGUGGAAGUGGCAUCAUGAUGCACAGGAGGCCUCCAGGCAUCUUCCCCUCCCUAAGGUAAAAAAAAUAAAAAAUGAGGUAAUAAUAUAAUUCUUUGCUGGAUUGUAGGCAUCUCACUGAAAGCACUGUUGUAAUGGACUGUUAAGUGUCACUCGGUCUGAAAGUCAUUCCUUCACUUGUGGUUUAUUGUUUCUUUUUCUUCUUUUUUUUACAUUACAUUGUUUCUGCUACAUGCUGAUUCUGUCCACUCUGUAUUUCUAGAUGAUUGAAGAGCACACUAUUCACACACAUUUAAACGUGAAAUCAUUGAAAACUGUUUACAGCAAACCUAGUAAUUGUUUUAAAAUCAUGGGGCCCUUUGUCCAGUAUGGACCAAAGGAUUGAUGUACAGUAUAUUUAGAGAUCAGUGUCCCUGUGGACAGAUUUAACUUGCAGCUCACAUUACGUUUCCAUUCACAUAUGUUUAUGCACAUCUUGAAUUAUCACAUUAGAAAAGCUGAUCGGAAACUCUAAGUCUCAAGUUUUACACUUGCAUGAGGUGGUUUCUACCUUUUUUGUCAGAAAAGAGUCAAUGUGGUGACAUUUGGACAUAAUUAACUUUCAACUCAAAUUACUGAUUAGCUGUUUCCACUGUUGGCGCCUUCUCGGAUAUUCCUAUAGCGUGUUAAUACUUAUUUUUAUAUAUAGACAUCACAAAACAUGGCAAUAGUAGCUGACAUGAUGGAACAAUUAAAGCGUGCCCAAUUAAAACAAAUUACUGUAUAUCAUUCUCCUUUUUUCUCUUGUAGGUGGGUUAGAUGGCCAAAGAGACUUGUUUGGUUCCCGGUUCUUAAAACUCUGUUUACUGGCAGAUUAUAGCUUUGGGUAGCCUGUGGAGCCAACUUCUGACUAAACUACGCUGUAGCUGAGUUUAUUUGCUCCAAACCAGUUCAUGGAAACGCUUGAUUAGCUGUUCUCUUUCUGUGACACUUCAAAAGUUCGCUUAAAAUUUGUUUGAAAAUUGAAUGGUAACUUGGCGAGUCGUCCGGUUGUGUAAUUAUCAGUUAGCCGCAAACCUUCUGAAUUCAGGGCUUGUUGGUUUGCUGUGUGUUUUUCAUCUAACAUUAUGACGGUCUUUGUCCAGAGGGUAUGGUCGUAAACAGUAAACUCCGAUGAUUGUUUUCUAAUCCAUUUUACUUUUGCUAAAUCUGCAUGGUGUUAAAUAAGUUCUCAGUGACAGUUUUUUUUUCUAGAUCUAUUCUUUUUUGCUAAUUUUAUACAAAUCCACAGGUAUAAACUAGUAUUAUACAGACCCACUGUCUGUAUGAACUGAUUAAUAUUUAUUUUUGUUGGUUACAUUUCAUUUAAUGAAGAAGCUGCCAGUGCAUUACAACUUCACAACAAAUUGCUGAUUACAAUGCAAAGUAAAUAAAUAUUGCUUUUAUCAGA